Pundamilia nyererei is the source of this 3614-nucleotide messenger RNA. RefSeq names its product FTO alpha-ketoglutarate dependent dioxygenase (gene fto). Bases 193 to 2169 code for a protein of 658 amino acids. NCBI's taxonomy places the organism in Eukaryota, Metazoa, Chordata, Actinopteri, Cichliformes, Cichlidae. Gene Ontology annotation, biological process: regulation of multicellular organism growth; RNA repair; DNA alkylation repair. The record is from RefSeq and is a predicted model, not a curated record. The transcript is spliced from 10 exons. Gene Ontology annotation, molecular function: ferrous iron binding; mRNA N6-methyladenosine dioxygenase activity; broad specificity oxidative DNA demethylase activity.
AAUCUGCUUCCGCCGCGAGCUCACGCUCGAGCUGGGAAUUGUAGUUCUAAGUGUUACGCUUUUAAAAUCUCCCCCAACAAUUUCUCCACGGAAACUCAUUUUAAACUGGAGAAAUUGAAGACUGGCGUCUCGUAGAAAUGAAAUACACGGCUUCACUUGCAGACGCUCUUCCUGGCACGAAAUUAGCGGGAUAUGCAGUUUAUUCGUGCACUACAACGACCGACGUCGCCCCUAAUGAAAGCGAGGCAGUGUAAACACAACUCCAGGAACAUGAAAAGAUCGGGUGACAGUGAGGGGGAGAAGAGAAGAAAGAGGCGGAGGCUACUGCAGGAGUUGGGAGACCAGAAGAUCCCCUUUCUGGCACCCUCAGAUCGAGGUUUUCAGCAGCUGUGGGACACCAGUUACUCUGGUCUCGUGCUAAGGAAAUCAUGCUCACUGCCUGCUGAGCUCCAUAGCCGGGUGCAGGCAGCUCUGCUCACCCUCAGAAGGAAGGGAUGCCUCCUGAAGGAUCUGGUUCGUGUUCGUGACCGAGAUGUGUUCACCGCUGUGUCACGUGCCCUGCUGGGCGAACCGGGCCAUACAUAUCGCUAUCUGGACACACGGCUCUUUGCCAUCCCCUGGCACAGUGAGGACAUAGAUGUCAAAGGACAAAACUGUUGUGACCCAGAUCUGAGAGCUGCCUGCAAGGCAUUGUGGGAACUUAACACCUUUUUCUGCACUGAUGUGUCUCAGCUGAAAGAAGGAGACAGGCUAACACAAUGGGCGAAGGGAGAGGCAGAAGCCAAACAAGGUGAAGAGGGGGACACAGAGUCUAAACACAGUGAAGACUCUAAAAAUAGUGAAGGAGGGGACUCGGAGUCCAGGCAGAGUGAGGAGGGGGACACAGAAUCCAAGCACAGCGAAGAGUGGGACAUUGAGUCAAAACACAGUGAGGAAGGCUGCUCUGGGUCUAAACAGGAAGGGGAGUGGGAGACUGAGUUCAAACACAGCACCGAGGAGGGAGAGUCUUCCCAAGUAAAGCCAGGUGAAACCAGUUUUUCAGCAGCUUCAGAGCAUGCUGAAGGAAAAUGUCCUGACUGGGGAGUGAAGGCCAGUGGUGGCACAGAGACUGAACCUGUGGGACUAAAGGCCCAGGAGAAACCUGUGGCCGAACUAAAGCACAGCCUAUCAGAUUACCACAUUCAGGACAGAGAGGAGCACGGGAGUGGCCAGGGCUGUUCUCAACCUAGUCCUCCACAGGUAUGCAGCGGUCCAGUAAAGUUCAAUGUCACCUUACUCAAUUACAUGGACCCAGCCGCAAUGAGCCAACUCAAAGAGGAGCCGUACUAUGGCAUGGGGAAAAUGGCAGUAGGGUGGCACCACGAUGAGAACCUGAUCACUCAUUCGCCAGUGGCUGUUUACAGCUAUAGCUGUCAUGAUGACAAAGGUGAGAGCAGUGAGGGAAGCAGCAGUGAUAAGGCCUGCUGGAGGAUUGGGCUCAAGGUAGCCUGGGACAUCCACACACCUGGCCUGAUGCUGCCGCUGGAGUCUGGAGACUGCUAUUACAUGAGAGAUGACCUGAACAGUACCCACCAGCACUGUGUCCUAGCUGGAGACACUGCACGCUUCAGCUCCACACACAGAGUGGCUGAGUGUUCCAGUGGAACCCUGACCUACAUCCAGUCACGUUGCCAGGAGGCCCUGUCCAACCUGCACACUGACCCCGACACAGGAUCCCAUAGGCUUGUGGCUCUGCUGCCGGCAACGCUACAGGACUGUGAGGAGAUUCACAAUGAGGUGGAGUUUGAGUGGCUGCGGCAGUACUGGUUUCAGGGCCAGCGUUACGCUCGGUUCUGCAGCUGGUGGACCAGACCGAUGGAGCAGCUGGAGAAGGACUGGAAGCUCAUGGAGACCAUGACUAUGCUUUUCCUGGCUGCAGUGGAGGAGGAAGACCAAGCAGAAGAAGGAAGGAGGGAGAUGGCAGAGAUCCUGCUGUCUGCUUUGACAGACAGACACCAGCAAAGACAGACAUGGAGAGACAGGUGCCACUCAAGUCUGGCCCAGACAUUGCCCCCCGAGGAGGCCCCAGUGGACCGGCCCUUCUGGGGUGUGGAUGACCCCAGCAUGCCUCUGCCCUUUGAUCUGGCUGACAUCAUUAACAGAGUGGAGUCACUGCUCUGGAGGAUGUAAAUAUGGAUAGAGGAAACAAGGAAGCAAGAAAAAAAUGACCCACCAGCUUUUCUGAAUGAUCCCCACAUUAGCUGAGGGGACAGACCAGAUUGAUUUCCUUUUGAUUAGGCCAUCUACAUCACCCCCGACUCCACCCUCCACUACCCCAGCUGACCCCAGCAUCUCAGUCACCUCAACUUGGAUUGGCUGGAAGGAAACCAACACAAGAAUAGUGCUUCAGUAACAUGCUAACAAACGCAAUGCUUAGUACCAAGCCACUAGUGUCACAACGGUCUAACAAAACAUAUAUGGAACCCGCAUUUCAGUGUUAACAUACAACAUUGUGUUACUAUUUAUUAUUUCAGUGUACUUUGUUACCUAAUCUCAUGUAACCCAGACAUGCUUUUAUCAGUGGAUUGUUCUCAUUCUCAGUAGUCAUAGUACAGUACAUACAUAUAUGCUUUCUACUUGUCACACAGUGUUAUAAUACAGUGUAGAAUGGUAAGAAAACUCACUUUGCUCACAGGCUAUUGCAUUCUUCACUUGUGUAUAGUGUAACCCUUUUAUUGUGUUAAGAAGUGAAAUGAGCCAGAAAAGACCAAAGAACGAUUAUAAGAGGAUGGUUAUGAAUGUCAUCCAAUGGAGUACAUGAAGAAUAUGUUGUUAAGUGUUUAUGGUGCAGUGGUGUGCUUGUGCCAUAUUAAUAUAUGUGUGUGUGUGUGUGUGUGUGUGUGUGUGUGUGUGCGUGCGUGCGUGCGUGCGUGCGUGCGUGCAUAAGAGCGUUCACUCUCCCAAAUGUCUACAUGAAAGCGUGUGUGUACGAAUGUGAUAGUGUGUGAGCCUGUAGGCAGCCUGCCAGUUGUUUGUUCUUGAAGAUGUGCAUAUGGAGAAACAGAGACUAGCAGCAGGGCCCCUCUGCUACUGCUCUGAUGAAAGGCAGCAUUGAUAGAAUGACCCGGAACACAACCGCCGUUUCUCAUAAUUACAGCUGUUCAAUCGCUUUUAAUUACUCUUAAAGUGUGUAGAGCACCACAUUCCCCUGUAAUGCUGCAGGCCAUCUAGAGAGUGAGAGAAAGAUCCGGCACUUCUGACAAAAUCCACAUUCAAAAAAGCUAAAAAGGGUGGAAAAGGGGGCCGACGUCAAAGCAGUGUAGCAGCCCUCCUCGUUUGAUUUCUUUCUCUAUCUAGUUCAUGAUGAAGUAGAGAUGCUGUUUACUAUUAAAAAUGCAGAAUGCACUCCUUUUUUUACUUCUGAAGUUUUUUCCAAGAUGUUAAUGGUUGCCAAACGCUGUUCUUCUUGCUUCUUCUUUUGCUGCGCCUUUGUUGUUUGUUGUUGUCAGAGAGAUUUGUUUGUAGAUUGGCAGUAGCUUUGACUUGUUUGAAUCACUCUGUGCUCCCUGCGCCACAGCUUGUCUGUCUGAAGCAAUAGGAAUGGCAGUAAAUAAAAAAAACAGUGUUUUAUCCAA